AUGGCAACUAAGGCCGUUGGGAAGAAGGCUGGGGGUCCCGCUCCCAAGCCGAAGAUAGAGAGGAAAUACUCAGAAGUGCAGCUCGGGGAAUACCUGAUUGGCUCUCAGGUGUGGAUAAGGGAUCCAGAGAGGGAGGAGCUGUAUGCUCUGGCUAAAGUGACUGCUAUCUCUGGCACAUCAUUAACCGUGGAAGUUGAAGGAGCGGGAACAAAAACUGUCGAGCAGAGUGAAUGUCUCAAUGCGAAUGUUGGCAUAACGGCAGAGACGUGUAAUGAUCUCUCCAAGAUUCCUCAUGCGAACGAGGCGGCGGCGUUGCAGAUCAUCAAGGAAAGAUACGUCAGAGAUAUGAUCUACACUUAUGCAGGACGCCUGUUGAUUGCAAUGAACCCGUUCAAGGCAAUUCCUGGCUUGUAUGAGCCAGGAACACUUACCCGAUACCAAAAUUGCGACACAUCCCGAGGAUUUCCAACGGAUGUUCCUCCUCACACUUACGCAUUGGCCCAGUGUGCAAUGGACUUAAUGCGUUUGACCAAAGAAAACCAGUCUUGUGUUGUUUCAGGAGAAUCAGGGGCAGGGAAAACCGAAACCGCAAGGCAGCUCAUGCAGUAUUUUGCCAGUGAUAAGUCUGGUGCUGGAGGCUCAACAGUUCAGGAUAUUAUUUUAGGUGCAAAUCCUGUGUUAGAAGCCGUAGGAAACGCAAAGACCUUACGGAACAACAACUCAUCGCGCUUCGGUCGAUUUGUGAAGCUGGAAGUCGCGCCGACGGGGGGUAUUCACGGCGGAUUAAUAAACAACUAUAUGUUGGAACUGUCACGUAUUGAGUUCCAGGGUCAGGGAGAGCGUAAUUAUCACAUAUUUUACCAAAUGAUAAAGGGUCUUUCGGCUGAUGAAAAGAAGCAGUGCGGCCUGAAGGGGCUUGAGGAGUAUGAGUUCCUGAAUAAAAGUGGUUGCUACGAAGUAGAAACUGUGAACGACCUCAAGGAAUUUGCCGACGUUAGGAAGCAGCUUGAACUUCUCUUCACAAAGGAAGAACAGCUCGCGUAUUUCCAAGUCUUAUCGGCAGUCCUAAUGUGCGGAAACAUCAAGUUUACGAAUGUACAGGCGAUGGGAACGGACAAAGCGGGGAAGUUACAAGACGAGACAGAUUUUGACCAAGUUGUUUCUCUACUGGGUGUUGACAAGGCGGCACUGCUUGAGGCCAUAACAGUAAAUGUUGUGGAAGUCCGAGGAAAUAUCAUUAAGAGCCCUCUUUCUGCAGAGCAGGCAUCGGUAAUGUGCCGCUCUAUGGCGAAGGAGGUUUACAGCGUUUUUUUCGAUUUUAUCGUCGAAUCUGUCAACGAUAAGAUCAAGUUUGACCACGAAAACAAAGUUUGGAUUGGAAUUUUGGAUAUCUACGGCUUUGAAUUUUUCCAGCUUAAUAGCUACGAACAGUUCCUAAUCAACUACGCAAAUGAGAGGCUCCAGCAGUUCUUCAUUCAGCAAGUAUUCCAGGCAGAGAAAGCUGAAUACGAAGCUGAAGGAAUUGACCACUCCAUGAUUGUGUAUUCGGACAACGCAUCUGUGCUAGAGGUUUUCGAUAAGCCCAAGGCUGGUAUCUUUGGUUUCUUGGAGGAACAGUGCCUAAUUCAAACUGGCUCAAGUGAAUCCUUCACCGCUGCAUGUCACAAAAGCAUAAAGAACCCCAACUACGAAAUUCCCAAGGGAGAUUCUAGGAUUACCUUUCGCAUCAUCCACACUGCUGCUCCUGUGCUCUACACGGCAACCGAGUUUGUUCCUAAGAACAAAAUGCGGCUUCCGAAUGAGCUUAUUGCUGUAUUUAAGGCAGCAACCAACUUGGCCAUGAAGAAGGCAUUUGUGAAUGUAGAAAUUCCAGAUUCAAAAAACAUGAAGGGCAAAUUUGUCGGAUCCAAGUUCCAGAAAUCGAUGAACAACCUAAUGAACACUUUAAAGUCAUCCCGGGCCCACUUUUGCAGGUGCAUAAAGCCCAAUCAGGUGAAGAAGCCCCAAGUAUUUGAAACGGAAAGCACUCUUGGGCAGCUCAUUAGUUUGUCAGUGUUGGAGGCUGUAGGGAUCAUCCACAGAGGCUUUGCCUACCGCGCCUCCUUCGCCGACUUUGUUAAUGACAACAGCAUUCUUCUGCGGGUCCUUGGGGCCAAAUUGGAAGGGGGAGACGAUAAGACUGCUACAACGACUAUGCUGGAGAGGCUAGGUGUUCCGAAGCAGGAGUAUCAGCUUGGUAGCUCAAAGGUGUUUCUACGCAAGGCCGGGUGGCUUGUCAUCGACCAGUAUUUCAGGACUGUUAUGGCCAAUCUUAAGCCGCUGAUUAUCAGGCUCCAGUCGAUUUACAGAGCGAGCAAAGCCCGGUCGCAGUAUGUGCAGUUCGCCUCUCGCGUCGUGAGAAUUCAGUCUCUCAUGAGGCGAUAUGACAUUCGCAAGACACAGUUCAAGAAUGCUAAUGAAGGUGGUUUACGCAGCAUAGGCAACAUGCAUGAAUGUUCGCUGUGCUUAUGGCCCCAGAUUACAUAUGCGGGAGUGACCGGUUUGCGAUGGAAACGGACUGCGCACCGUCGCAAGGAAGACCAUGCAGCGAGAGUGAUUCAGGGCCUCCUGAAAAUCGUGCGCGCAAAGCGCACCUUGGCGGAACUUAAGGAACAAAGGAGAAUCAACGCGUUUGCUACGAAGAUCCAGGCAGCAUGGAGGGGAUAUGUGUCUCGCUUAAGGCUUGCAUUGAUGAAGUAUUUGACACCGUAUGCAAUAGUGAUUCAGCGCCACUGGAAGGGUUAUCGCGUUCGGCACGGCGCAUUUUACGCGAAGCAUGCGAAAAUCCUCGAUAAAGUCAAUACUGGAAUCCGUGAGGACCAGGCUCGGCUUGUUAUCCAAAACGCUGCCAGGACCUUCUUGGUGCUCCAACGAUUGCAGCAUGUCACACAGGCUGCUUACACAAUGCAAAAAUUCCUGCUGCCUAAGCUGUUGCGACUCCAUGUCUCGCGCGCACAUGAAGCAAUCGUGCGAAUCCAAGCUUGGUGGCGAGGAAAUAGAGUGCGCCGCAUUCUACAGGAAGAAAAGCUUAAGUGUAUUUUGUCACGAGAAAAGGUCCUUGCAGACAGGAAGACACUUCGGGAGUGUGCAGUGGCCAUGGAACUGAUGAAUGUAAAGGAGCGCCUUGGCCUAUGCAGCAUUGGCCUGCAGCUCGUGCAUGUUACGGCGAGUAUUGAAGGGGCGGAGGUGUAUCCGACUGAGUGGGCUGAAGGCAUUCGGCGUUUGCUCGCUUUCAACGGCGAGGCUUCUCUUUCACACAUUGCCGUUGGCGCCUUCCAUACCGUGUUGGUAUCGGGUGCUGGCUUUGUGUAUUCAUACGGCUUGAACGAUCGGAUGCAGUUGGGGUGUCCUGAGGAGGGGGCGGGAGUGCCCCUCCCAAGGCACCCCAUUCGGGGCCUCAUGCAGCCCCUUCGCGUGCAGGAGGUUUUCUGCGGGGUUGAUCACUCUGUGCUCUUAACGGAGCAAGGCAGUGUGUUCGCCUGGGGUUCAAACAAAUAUGGACAGUGUGGAUGCGCUCCGCGAAAGGCUGUGGUGCCUCGGCCAACACGGCUGCGAUUCCAGCAUCCCCGAGAGCUCAAGGAGGGAGCCCGUAUAGAGACACUCAGCGUUGGCGGCUACCACAAUGCUGCUCUGGACGAAAUGGGGAGAAUCUACAUGUGGGGCCGAGGUGAUCAUAUUUUCAUUAAAGGAGUGAUCAGCGACGUCCCGCUGCCUCUUUGGAUUUCGCUGCCCGAGUUGUGUGAAGGCCCCCUGCCCAUAUCCGUCCACUGCGGCCUUGGAAUGACGUUUCUGAUCUUCAUGGAUGGUACGCUGAAAAGCUUUGGGCGAGCCCCUAACGGCCAACUGGGCCUUGGAAAGAAUUCUAGGAGUGAAAGGAUUCCCCAACGAGUCAGCAUUCCAGGUCAUGUCCAGCAAUUGAGCGUCGGUUCGAAUAUGACCGUCGCGCUCAAUACGUCGGGGGAAGUCUUCCAGUGGGGAACCUUCCUUCUUUGGGAUGAGGUGGAGGAGGUUUGCAUCAAGGCGCAGACCUUCGAACCCAUGCCAGUAGAUUUGAUUCGGGCAGGCCUAAGUGCCUCUGUGCUUAGCGUCGGGGUUGGUUGGUGGGAAGCCGUGGUACUGUCGGCAGACGGAAAACUCUGGGCAUGGAAUUUCUUUGAGCGCGCAAACAAAGAAACCAUCGCACCCGCGCUCUAUCAGUACGAGCUGGCUGAGAAGCGCACAGCCCGCAAGCUGCACGUCGUAUCCUCCCCGCUGCUGUGCGCCGUCCUAGCACAAUUCGCGUCUCCAAAGGAAGAGGCAGAGGCCCGCAAGGCCCUAGGGGCCCCUCCAAGAGUCAUGUGUAGCCGUAAGAACGACUAUCCUGACUUUGAGAAACAGGGUUUGAUUCGGGAAGAGUGA
This is a messenger RNA of Cyclospora cayetanensis, 4437 nucleotides long. Its product is annotated as myosin-A. The transcript is spliced from 25 exons. Gene Ontology annotation, biological process: vesicle transport along actin filament; actin filament organization. NCBI's taxonomy places the organism in Eukaryota, Apicomplexa, Conoidasida, Eucoccidiorida, Eimeriidae. The coding region runs from base 1 to 4437 and encodes 1478 amino acids. The record is from RefSeq and is a predicted model, not a curated record. Gene Ontology annotation, molecular function: actin filament binding; microfilament motor activity; ATP binding. Gene Ontology annotation, cellular component: actin cytoskeleton; myosin complex; cytoplasm.